AUGUCUGUCAAAUAUUCGGGGCUCCCUGAUAUUGAUCUGUCAUCCAAUGAGGUUUAUGAGACUCCGGAUCCGGUGCAGUUGAGUGCAUCGGCUGCUGUAAUUGAACAGGAGAAUGAGGAUAUUAACCAGGGAAGCACAUCUCUAGCGCAGGCUAAGGACAAGUUUGCUACUAAAGAAGUUUAUACAGAAGAUGAUAUCGACUUCUCACCAAGCAUUGGGGUCAUUGAUAAGUCAUCGUAUAAAACACGAUCUGUCAGCGAAACUCUGGAAAUGAGAAUAAUCAGGCUGAAGAGGGAAGUGGCCGAAGUACAGGCAGAGAUGGAACGGGAUCCAAUUCAACCAAAAAUUGCAAAGGACGAUGUUGCUACCCUCGAAGAUAUUCUUAAAAAGCUGGGUGUGAGAAAUUCUGAUCCUAGUAGUGCUGUCCAACUUUACAAUAAGCUAGGAGAACAGCCUACUGGAGAUUCUACGAAACCAGACAAUGGGGACCAAGAGAAAGAUUCUAGUAGUGCUGCUUCUGCGGCUGUAUUAAAGAAUCCCAAAUCUUCAGGGACAACUACUGAGGCAACGACAUCUGUGGUUCAAAAAUAUAUUGAGCGAAUUGCACAGCUCGAGUCACGAUUAUCGGCAUUAGAAAGCAAACUUGGACCAGACGCAUCGCUAUCCUCGACCCCAUCACCCAAGCCGAUUCUCGUAACAGUCGACGAUAUUCGACGUAAAAUCAGUCUUUUCUCUAAUGACCCUAAAGCCAUCCAAAAGACGACUAAUAACCUCAAAGAAUUGACGACGCUAAUAGAUACUCUGAAGAGUCAGAUUUCUGGACCACGUCAAUUAACAACAACUGCAUCUCUUUCAUCUGUCAAUAACGCAAUAUCCAACAUUAUAUCCCCCAACGCAUCAACUCCUACGCUGACUUCUGAACUGAAGAUUAGCGCUUUGUAUAGUAAAGUGGCCAUAAUAGAUUCUUAUGGCUCGAUUAUUCCCAGGAUUCUUGCUCGUCUACAAAGUCUUCAGGGAAUUCAUACCGACGCAUCAAAUUCACUAGCUCGCCUGAAGGAUAUUGACAAUACCAUUUCACUUAUGCAUACUGAAAUAUCUCAAUGGCGGCAGUCAAUUGUCUCACUAGAAACCAAACUGGCCCAAUUUGACGCCCAGUCUGCUGAGAACAGAGCUCAGGUGCAAAAAUGGCUUUCGUCCCUAGAAGAAAAGAGUUGA
Sugiyamaella lignohabitans is the source of this 1215-nucleotide messenger RNA. RefSeq lists its product as uncharacterized. The transcript has a single exon. Gene Ontology annotation, cellular component: dynactin complex; cytoplasm. Bases 1 to 1215 code for a protein of 404 amino acids. NCBI's taxonomy places the organism in Eukaryota, Fungi, Ascomycota, Dipodascomycetes, Dipodascales, Trichomonascaceae. Gene Ontology annotation, biological process: mitotic spindle organization. The record is from RefSeq and is a predicted model, not a curated record.